UAGCCGUGAAGGGAGGAGCUUCUUCGCUGCAUGGUUGAUAUGUAGUAAAAUCACAUAUGGACGUUAGUCUGCUGCGAAUUCUACUCGUUGCCGUGAGGGAGGAGCUUCUUUGUCUCGUGGAUGGUAAGUAGUAUAGUAACAUAUAGAUGUUAGUCUACCGCGCAUUCUACCCGUGGUAAAGGAGACAACAGCGCCGUCUGGAUGUUCAAUGGUAAAGUAAUAUAUAGACAUUAGUGAGCCUCGAAUUAUAUUCGUGAGGGAGGGCUGUUGGCAAAGAUCAGAUCGCAAAAUGAAGUAGCCCUAGCAUUGGCUUCAUCUGGAAUAAAUGCAACAUUGUUAGAAGGUGGACGAACUGCACAUUCUGCCUUGAAAUUACCACUAAACAUGCAAAUCAACGAAGCAUCAACUUGCAACUUCGCCAAAAACAGCGUAAUGGCGAAGAUUUAACAGAUAUGCAAAUUAAUUGUUUGGGAUGAAUGUACAAUGGCCCAUAAGAAGUCACUGGAGGCACUGGAUAGAAUGUUAAAAGAUCUUCGUGACAACCAAAACAUUUUUGGUGGGUCCAUGAUUCUGUUGACAUGUGAUUUUCGUCACUCUUUCAAUUAUUCCCCGUUCAACUGUUGCUGACGAACUAAACGCAUGCUUAAAAUGAUCUAAUUUGUGGCGGCAUGUAAAAAUACUCCAAUUAACAAUUAACAUGCAUAUGUUUUUGCAACAAAAUCAAACUGCGAUUAUGUUUUCGAAGGAGUUAUUAGAUAUUGGAAAUACUAAGGUCGCAGUUGACACCUCGACCGGAUUAAUUACACUACCCACUAAUUUUUAUCAUUUCGUCGACUCAAAAGAGGAGCUUAUUUUGCGUGUUUUUACGGACAGAACCACAGUUCAAAAGCCAUAAUUGGCCGAGUGAACGACCAAUAUUGCCGGCCAAAACAAAGAUGUCGAUGAUAUCAAUGCGACCAUUCAGAAUUCUCUUCCAGUAAAGUUGUUUUCUUACAAAUCAGUUGACACAGUUACAAAUCAGAAUGACGUAGUCAACUAUCCCACAGAGUUUUUAAAUUUCCUGGAUCCCUCACAAUUGACAAUUAAAAGUAGGAUCAGUUGUGAUUAUGCUGCGUAACAUUAAUCAACCUCUACUGUGCAAUGGAACGAGACUGGCUGUGAAAAAGCUAAUGAAUAACGUCAUCGAGGCCAAGAUCAUCAAGGGAAAAUACAAAGGAGAGGAUGUCUUGAUCCCGCGUAUACCGAUGUUUCCAACGGAUUUGCCAUUCGAUUUUAGGCGUCUACAAUUUCCCGUGCGUCUCGCCUUUGUGAUAACCAUAAAUAAAUCGCAAGGCCAGUCGUUGAAAAUUUGCGGAAUCAACUUGGAGUUUCCCUGCUUCGCGCAUGGGCGCAUUCGCAAUUAUACUUCGCGUGUUCGCGAGUGGGAAAACCAUCAUAUUUACACACUGCAAAAAAAAAGACAAAAAAUAUAGUACAUCAGAAAGCUUUAAAUUGAUUAAGAGUAUAACUGUAUUGCAUUUAAUGUAAAUAAAAAAGUUGUAUUCAGUUUUGACCAUACUUUUAGCAAAUAUAUGUGUAGGUGAUACUAAGUUCACCGGAUCGUCUAGUAUUAUUAUAAUAUUUGAACUUAAAUAUAAAAUUUGGAUACUCUUUGAAAAAUAACCCUGCAUAUUAUCUAUCUAUUUAUUUAUUGGAAUAUUAUCAUUCACUAAUUGGCGGUAACACAUGUUUUUAGUUUUUAUUCAAACUGUAUAUUAAACAGUACAAUUUUCUCCCUACAGCUAAAGAAUCACAUUGAACGGGACCACGAGAGACUGAUGCCAUACGUGUGCGAUGAGAAACAAUGCGGUAAAAAGUUUUACAAGAAGUCUGAUCUCGUUGUGCACAAAAGAUAUCACACGGGCGAGCGUCCGUACGUGUGCGACAUUUGCAAGAGCUCUUUCCCGCAUGUGUCCCAUCUUAAGAGGCAUGUACGGAGCGUGGACUGUACUAAAAGAGUGAAUAAGCAAUGAAAAUAAUAUAAUCAAAUUCUUACUGGAUACCUUGGAUAUGCGGGAAAUAUAAUACUGUGAUAUUAGUUUCAUUAAGCUACUUACUGUCUAGUUACUAAUAGAAGGUAUAGGUAAGUAGGACCAUUCUAAUAUAUAAAAGUGGAUCCCUGGACUUGCAAUAAAUUAAUCUGGUGCUACUAUGCCAAUAACAUAGAAUUAAAAGUAAAAUUCGGAUAGGACAAACAAUUUAUAUCCACUUUCAGCAAUAAUAAACAAUAUAGGUAUUAUAACAGUACGUCACUAGUAAAUAGAUUUAAAUAUAAUUAGGUUUUAGGGAUUUUCUAAUUUAUAAUAUUCCCAACGUCAUGCCCCCCCCCCCCCCCCCCUGGCUGAGGUGUUUGAUGUCUUAAUGCCGUAGUUAACCACGGGUGCCUCCAGAUAAUAAAAUUAUUUAUUUUUGUUACGAUUUAUACAGUAUGAACUUAUGGUAUCUUCAAGUCUUGCAGUUGUCAACCAAGCCAAGAAAUACCAAAUGCAAGCCAACCUAAGCAUACCAUGGGUGUUGUAGUGUUCGCGUAAAUAUAAGAAAUAAUUAGUAAUUAUAUAUUCAAAUUUAAACCUUUUCCUACAUUUGUUAAAAUAAGUCUUAAAAGACAAUACUUUUAUGUAAUCUUCUAGUUACUAUAGAUUACUUUUUUUUUUAAAUAAAAGCUAAUUCCAUUACAUACUUCCCUUAGUAUGUAACCGUUAAGAUUAGAUCAAACUACUAACGCCACUCUGGUCAUAUAUAUUAUCGUAGGUAUUUGGAAAUGGUCCUCCUAACUUUUACCUUCCUGAUUACUGUUUUGACAAUAUCAUGUGUUAUUAAAUCUGUUUUUGUUUUAUAAUUGCAUAAUUUUAUUGUACUGUAUUUAUAUUCUAUAAUUAAGUUCUAGUAAUAAAUCUAAAGC
Parnassius mnemosyne (clouded apollo) is the source of this 2941-nucleotide messenger RNA. The record is from the annotation of a GenBank genome assembly. Lineage: Eukaryota; Metazoa; Arthropoda; Insecta; Lepidoptera; Papilionidae.